Messenger RNA from Closterium sp. NIES-65, 7981 nucleotides. The record is from the annotation of a GenBank genome assembly. NCBI's taxonomy places the organism in Eukaryota, Viridiplantae, Streptophyta, Zygnematophyceae, Desmidiales, Closteriaceae.
AUGGCGCGUCGAAAACAGGUUAACCCUUCUCGCAGUCGAGCAUCGCGCGCCGCUUGCACACCAUCCGAAGUCGUUGAAGUUCCACCGUUAGAUUUGGCAGUCUCCCACGUGCCUCCGGCACCUCUUUCCUCACCCACGCUUGUCGCUCCGCAAAUUGAAGGCAGACAGCGCAGACCUGACGGCGACGGUAGCGGCGGCAGCCAGCUAGCCGGCCAAUCCGAUGCCUGGCGUAUAAUAUGGGUCAAGCUAGGGGAUCCUGAAGGUGCUGAUGUGGCAAUACUGGGACCAUUCUCACCGUCGCAGCAUCCGAAUUGCACUCCCCUCCACGUUCUCAACCAGCAAAGCCGCAGCGGUUGCGCUUCCGCUGCUUCUAGCGGCGCCACACCUACCGUGACGCCCGGUAGUGUCAUACUCGAUAGCGACAUACCCGAUAGCGAAAUACUCGAUAGUGGCGAUCCGCUGGGUCGUCUAGCCGUGCUUCCUGCGUUCUUAGAGCGGCACGGAGGAGCGCGCGGGGAAGAGGGCGGCGUGGGCGCGGGCGAGGGGCGGGCGGGGCUGCAUGCGUGCCUGAGCGUGCGCGAGGGCCGUCGCACGGGUGGCGAGCCGUGUGGGCGCGCGCAGGUGCUGCGGGUGCGCGCGGAGGACGUGGUGCUUCACGUGGUGCGCGCAGAGGAGGGCACAGGGGAGCGCGCAGGGGGAAGGGAGGGGGAAAGGGAUGGAGAGGCGGAAAAAGGGAGGGGAGGGGAAGGGGUUGGGGGUGAGGAUAGGGAGAAGUGCGAGGUGUGGGAGGAGGAGGAGAAAGGGGAGAGGGAACGAGGGGAGGCGGAGGGAAGGGAGGGGGAGAGAGGGCGGAGGGCGGAGAUAGUAGUGUCUGUGAGGGCGAGUGAAGUGAGGCAGCUGCAGCACCCACGUGCCUUGCACGCGCUGCUGUACCUCGCAGAGAGGCACCUCGUUACUGUCACACCCUACCUCGCUGCUACAGGUCACAGCAAUACAGCAGCGGAAGCAGGUGCGGCAGAAGCACGCCCAGCAGCGGAAGCAGGUGCAGGGCCAUGUGAAUCACAUGUGUGUCUGUGUGGGUGCGUGUGGGUGGCGGUAGGCAUCCCCUGCAGCCUAGCCCCCACUCUACCCCUACCGGAUGUGCGCGCCCCUCUGCUCUCCCCGCUGCUCAACUCUGUGCGCCGCCCCUCCCAUUCGCCCCACAUGCGCGCCCUCAUGGCCCGCCUCGCCCCCAUCGCCCUGCCCCACGCGCCCAUGCCCCCUUCUGAGGUGUCUCAAGGUACGCAUGUGGAAGAGCAUGGGGGUGAGGUGGAGGAUGCGUGUGGAAGCACGAGCUGGAAUGCUCGCACCCCCCCGCCUUGCGCCUGCCAGCCUGGACAUGAUGCUCAUGACGUGGCUACUGCUGACGUGGCUACUGCUGAAGUGGCUAAUACUGACGUGGCUGUUGAUCUAGGUGGAGAAGAUGGGGUCAAGGAGAAGAGCGAACGGGAGAAAGGGAAGGGGAAGAGUGACGAGGGAAGCAACACAGGCGUGACAGUGGAUGGUGGCAGGGGAGGUGGCGGCGAUGCCUCUGGCUGUGCCUCUGCUUCUGCGGCUGCUAGUGGCGAUGAGGCUGGUGCAGCGGAGGCGCAAGGGGGAGUGCAUGGCAGCGUAUAUGGCAGGGGGUAUGGCAGGGUGCUUGUGGGCAGCUGCUUUGACCUUGCUCAGCUGUACGCUGCUGUGCAUCCCAGCAGGAACCUUCCACCACUUGCCACGUGUCCUGCCGGCCUGCUGCCUUCGCUGAGGCUGUACCAGAGCCGGGCCGUGGCGUGGAUGGUGCAGCGCGAGCAGGGCGCUCAGGGGGGAUGUGGGGAAGGCAAGACAGGGAGACAUGUGGGCGGUGGGGAGGGGGAUGCGGUGCUAGGGGAGCAGCAUGGAGGGUGGAGCCAUGCGGAGCAGCAGCAGCAGCAGCAGCAGCAGCAGCAGCAGCAGCAGCAGCAGCAGCAGCAGCAGGGGUGGGGAGUGGCGGAGCAGCACCCGUUGUGGCGGCGGGUGACAGCAGGCAGCGCCACUGACCCCUUGUCGCAGCCGACUCACACCAGCACCGCCCCUGGCGCCACUCUCCUCUACAACCCCUUCCUAGGCACAUUCGUCCGUCUUCCCCCCUCCGCCUCAUGUGCAAGGGCUGGGAGGCAGCCGCAGGGGGAAGAGGCAGUGGGGCAUGGGGGGAAGAGGGAAAGCGGGGAGAUGCAGCGAAGUGGCUCCUCAUUGGGUCCAGGUCUGGUGAGCCAAGGUCUGGCGAGUGCAGGUUGGGGGAGUGGUGUGUGCGGGUGGGUGGGUGAAGUGGCGGGGGCAGUGAGAGGCGGCAUUGUGGCGGAGGAGAUGGGGCUGGGGAAGACCGUUGAGGUGCUUGCUUGCAUCCUCGCCCACCGCUGGAGGGGCGGUGGGGGUGAGGGAGAGGGGGAGGAGGCGGAGGAAAUUGUGUUGCAGGGAGAGCAGGUGACAAGAGGAAAGCGUAGGAGGGGGGAGGUAGAGGAUGAGGGGGUAAUGGGGAAGAGGAGGGGAGUGCUGAGAGGUGAGGAGCGGUCGGUGGAGAGGAGAGGAGAUUGGGCAUGUGGGGAGAAAGCGGAGGGGCUGGAAGGGUGGGAGAGUGUGGUGGUCGAGAGGGGAUGGCAGGAGAUGGCAGGUGGAGUGGCGGAGGAGAGGAUGGGGAUGGCAAGAGGCGGGUGGAUGGAGAGAGCAGUGAGGGAAAGGGCGGCGCGGGCAGCAAAGGGAAAUGCGGGGAUGGCAGCAGAUGGAGGGAUGGAGAGAGAUUGUGUGCAGGAGGCAGGCAAGCAGCGCAAGGGAGUGGAGGAGGGCAGGUGGGGAAGAGAGAGGAGGGGUGGGUGGCGUGAGGGGGAGUCGGAGGCGGUGAGGGAGGAGGUGCCUGCAGUGACUCUUGAUGACCUGGCAGCUGCUGACAUUGUGCUGACGUCAUAUGACACGCUGCGUGGCGAUAUCUGGCACGAUGUGGGUGGGCAGGGACACGUGGCAACACGGCAGCUGAGAUAUGAGAAGAGGUGCGUGGCAGGGGUGUGUGUGAUGCUGGCUGCGGUGGUGGCGGGUGUGUGUGGACGCAGCGCAGCAGGUGAAUGGGGGAGCCUCCAACGCCGCCAGAAUGGGGGCCUGCCUGCCCGCCCUCCCUCACCUGCUUGCUGUCCCACCCCUUCCUCUAGGUACCAAAUCCGCCCCACACCACUAACGCGUCUGCAGUGGUGGAGGGUGUGUCUGGACGAGGCGCAGCUGGUGGAGGGGGGGGCGUCCAACGCGGCCCUCAUGGCGGCCCGCCUGCCAGCGCGCCUCCGCUGGUGCGUCUCCGGCACGCCGCUGCACCGCGGCCUCCCUGACCUCCUCGGCCUGCUCCGGUUCCUCCGAGCCUCGCCGUUUGACGGGCCUCACUGGUGGCGGCAUUUUUUCCAGCUGCCUAUCCAGUUCAACUGUGAUGCCAAGUUCAACUGUGAUGCCAAGUUCAACUGUGAUGCCAAGUUCAACUGUGAUGCCAAGUUCAACUGUGCUGCCAAGUUCAACUGUGAUGCCAAGUUCAACUGUGAUGCCAAGUUCAACUGUGCCUUGUGCUCUGCCCCACUGGUUCGUUCGCCCUUGCCCUCUCUCGUCUCGACUCCUCCCUCUUUAACUCCCCCCCUCAUAUCUCUCCAACGCCUCCCCCCCUCCGCCGCCUCCCCCUCUUUGGCAAUGCCACGUCAGAAUGGAUGCUUGGCAGCAUGGCACGCGCUCCUGGCCCUCAUGUCGAGGCUGAUGUGGCGCCAUCACAGGGCCGACGUGGCAGACGAGCUGGCGCUGCCACCUCAGCGGCAGCUGCUGACAGUGCUGCGGUUCAGCGCCAUAGAGGCGCACUUCUACCGCCAGCAGCACGCCAAGUGCGCCCAGCGUGCCACCAGCAUGCUGCGCUCCGUGACACGCGGGGGCCGGAGAGGGGGAGGGAGGAGAAGCGGAGGAGGAGUUGGAGACGGAGUGGGAUUAGAUGGGAGAGGUGAUGGGGAUGGGGAUGCAGAGGCGGAGGGGGAGCAGCAAUGGCAGGGAGGGGGCAGAGAGUGGCAGCAGCAGCAGGAGCAGCUGGUGCUGGGGGCACGGUCAUUAGCGGGUGCAUGUCGGGGCGACAUGGAGCGGUUCCUGGCGUCGCUGCUGCUGCUGCGCCACGCCUGCUGCCACCCUCAGAUCGGCUCGGGUGGGCUCAGACCGCUGGGAUCACAGGGCCGCCCCAUGCACAUGGGCGAGGUGCUGCAGGUGAGAUGCGUGGUGCAGGUGAGAUGCGUGGUGCAGGUGAGAUGCGUGGUGCAGGUGAGAUGCGUGGUGCAGGUGAGAUGCGUGGUGCAGGUGCUGUUGGAGAAGGCGCGGGUGGAGGCGGAGGAAGCCCAGCGUCUCCUCAUCUCCGCCCUCAACGGCCUCGCUGCCCUCGCCGCCAUCCACGCCCCCGCCCUCCCCCUCCACCUCUCCUCACGCCCCACCCCUUCCUCCUCCUCUCACUCUCCCCUCCUCAUUGACAAGAGUGUUGAGCAGUGGCGCGCGGGGGCGGUGCAGGCGGUGGGCAUUUACCGUGACGUACUGCGCCUCAUGGAUGGCCAUGGGCCCGCCCAUGUUGAGACAGCGAGGGGAUGGGAUGGGGAUGGAGAUGGGGAUGGGGAUGGGGAUGGGGACGGAGAUGGGGUUGGGGAUGGGGAUGGGGAUGGGGAUGGGGUUGGGGAUGGGGAUGGGGAUGGGGAUGGGGAUGGGGAUGGGGAUGGGGAUGGGGAUGGGGAUGGGGUUGGGGAUGGGGUUGGGGAUGGGGAUGGGGAUGGGGAUGGGGUUGGGGAUGGGGAUGGGGAUGGGGAUGGGGAUGGGGAUGGGGAUGGGGAUGGGGAUGGGGAUGGGGAUGGGGUUGGGGAUGGGGAUGGGGAUGGGGAUGGGGAUGGGGAUGGGGUUGGGGAUGGGGAUGGGGAUGGGGAUGGGGAUGGGGAUGGGGAUGGGGAGGAAGGCAGAGAGAAGGGGUUGUGUGUGGGUGGCCCCCUCCCACAAGGCGGUGUGCUGCGCACAGACCCCCUGCAGCGCCUGCACGUGCUGCACAACCUGCAUGACCUGCUCGCCCUGUUGCACGCCACCAGGGAUGGAGAAGGGACGGGAGAGGGUGGGCAGGGGUGCAGUGCGGUGGGGCCUGGUCGUGAUGGAGCAGGGUUGGGUGUGGCGCGGACACUGAGGGACGAGCGGCUGGAGGCGGAGAGCAGCGAGGUGAAGGAACGCUACCUGGCGCCCGUGAGGGCCCGUGCUGCUGCUGCUCACAGGGCCUUCGAGGAGACACACUCUCAGGUGGAGGCCCAUCUGGCAGCGGCACGUCUCUCCACCGCCACCACCCCUUGGUGGCUCACGCUCCUCACCGCACUGCACUCCUCUGCACCGCCCGGCAUGGCGGAGAGCGUCACGGCACGCUUGCACCGUGCACUACUGGAUGACGACCACCGCCCGGCCCACACCCACAACAUGGCCAGCCUUGGGCUCAGGUUCCGCACGCUGCACGGGGUGCGGCUGGUGCUGGCAGGAGAGGUGGACUCGCUGCUGGCGGGCAGGCACAAGGUGCUGCAGCGCGUGCUGCAGGCGGGGGGCCAGGUGGCGGCGCAGGGCGUGCAGGGCAGCCUCGUCGCACAGGCAGGCUCGUGUGCUCGCUGCUGUGCCGGGCAGGAGGGGGAGGAGGGGGCGGACGCCAGGGGGGCUGGGGGGUUGCUGGCUGGGGUGGGUGGUGAGAGGGGGAUGGAAGUGGGUCGGGGGGAUGAGUGCUGCAUGCACUGCAAGACACAGGAGCUCUUCGAGAGCUAUCAGCGGCGCCUCUUCCACCUGCGCCUCUCCUCCGCCCCCUCCUCCCUCCCCGCCUCGUCCCCCUCUGACCACCCUCACUCUCCCCAUCCCUCCGCCUCGCCCCACGACCUCCUGCACGUGCUCCAAUCCACUCUCGGCGUGCGCGGCACCCCACUCAUCGCAGCGGCAUCAGCAGGGGGAGUAGCACCAGUAGGGGGGCAGGGUGGGAGGGGGAGGGGCAGCAGGGGUGAGGCAGGGGGCGGGGCGAGUGGGGCAGAGGGGAAGGGGGGGACGGUGGUGUGGAACCCCUCUGACACCGAGAGGUGCCUCGCUGUGCUGGCGUCUGUGCUGCAGUCAUUGCCACGUGGCAUCAUCCCAGAGGACGAGCAAGCCAGCCUGGCAGCUGCGGCGUCCAGCUCUUUGGAGGCUCUGGAGUCCUGUGCCUUGUGCAGCCGCCUUCCCUCCGCUGCUGCUCCCUCCCUGCACACCAGGCGAUGCGUAAGGAGUUCCUGGUGGUCCGAGCAUGGUCGGAGGCGACUUUUGAGUCGACUCAAAUGUCAUCUUUCCUCUGCUGCUGCUCCCCUCUCCACACACCAGGCCAUGCGGAGGGAGUUCCUGGUGGCGCGAGCGUGGUCGGAGGCGCAGAGGGGAGUGCUGCGAGCGCUGGACGAGCUGCACAUGGCCGUCACGCGAAUCACGCUGCGCCACGUGGAGGAGCCACCACCUGCCACGUCAGCAGCAGCGGCACGCAUGGCGCGUGUGAGCGAGGAGGAGGCAGCAGCGCUGAGCGUGGUGCUGACGCAUGACAGGCUGGCAGUCGAUGCUCAGCUGCAGGCCAGCCGCGCCCAGCUGAGGUACCUGCGCGGGCUGGCUUCUGCUCGCCGGCGCGCGGUGCAAGGCGGGGGAGGCGUGGAGACGGAGAUGGGUGGGGCGGAGAGGGAUGGGAGAGGGAGUGGGAAGGGUGAGAGUGGGGAGAGCGUUGAAGGAGAGCAGGAGGAGGGGGAGGAGGAGAGCUGCCCGGUGUGCAGGGAAGCGUUGGGCAGUGAGCUGUCGGUGCUGCCAUGCGGCCAUCUGCUGUGCUGCAAGUGUGAGUGCUCUCCAUCCGUUUCAUCCCUCAGUGUGUCAUCUCACUGUGCCAUCUUUCAUCGCGUCGUUCACUGUGUCAUCUCUCAUUGCGUCAGGUCCCCUCAAGCCACCACCACCGCCUGCAGCACCAUCAGGGAGCGGCGCAUGCGAUGCCCCACAUGCCGCCACGUGGCAAGGGCAUCGGAGAUUGCCUACGUGGACAACCGCAGGGAUCACCAUGGAUACCCUGCUGGCGCCCUGCAGGCGAAUCAGGAGUCAGAUGCGGUUGGAAGCGGUGAACAACGAAAUUCUCCAUGCCAUUGCAAUUUAUCAACACCAUCAUCGGCAUUGGCAUCAGCAGCAGCACUAUCACAUACAAGCAUGGAGGCACGUGGUUGCUGCUGUCGUGGUGGCAGCAGUGGUGCGGGCGGAGGAGGGAGGGAGGGCGAGGAGCAGGAGUUGCGAGAUGAAGUGCGGAUGCAGGAGGAGGAGAUGAGCCUUCGCACAGGGUUCGGCACCAAGCUGGACGCGGUAACGCGGCGGGUGUUACGGUUACUGCGCAGCGACCCAUCAGCGCGCAUCAUCAUCUUCAGCGCGUGGAGGGAGGUGCUGCUGCUCGUGCAGCACUGCCUGCACGCCAACGCUGUCCCCACCGCCUGUGCCUUCUCCCACCGGGAAGUGCCUCCAGCAUUGAAGCGCUUCAGAGAGGCCACUCCCGCAGCUGCCCUCUCCGCUCGCCCCAUCCGCCCCUCCCAUAAGCCCCGCACCAAGCGCCGCAAACGCUCCCUCACCUCUCCCCUGCCACCUGCCAUCCCACUGGCCGCUGCUGCUACUGCCGCUGCCACAGGCAGGGCAGCGGGGGCAGUGAGCAGUGCGCAAGGGGGGGAGGGCAGCGGGAGGGAAGCAGGAGGGGCCGGGGGCAGGGGAGAUGGGGAACAGUGUCGUGUGCUGCUGCUGGUUGUGGCGGUGGGGGGCAACGGGCUGAACGUGGUGGAGGCACAGCACGUGGUGUUUGUGGAGCCGGGGCUCAAUGCGGCCGCCGAGGCGCAGGCUGCCAACCGCGUGCACCGCAUCGGCCAGACCCGCCAGACCUUUGUGCACCGCUUUAUUUUGA